Messenger RNA from Amphibalanus amphitrite, 538 nucleotides. Its product is annotated as MFS-type transporter SLC18B1-like. The record is from RefSeq and is a predicted model, not a curated record. Gene Ontology annotation, molecular function: transmembrane transporter activity. The annotation marks the transcript as partial. NCBI's taxonomy places the organism in Eukaryota, Metazoa, Arthropoda, Thecostraca, Balanomorpha, Balanidae. Gene Ontology annotation, biological process: transmembrane transport. The transcript has a single exon.
AUGCUCAUCCCCGUGCCGUUCUUCACGCAUGAAGCGCACGCUCGUGGUCUGGACAGUACUGCUUCUGGGGCCGUCUACAGCUGCUUCGCACUCGCUCAAGUGCUAGCGUUCCCAGUCAUUGGGUGGCUGGCGCCGAGAUUCGGCGUGGCGCGGCUCGAUGUGCUUGGCUCGGUGUUCGUUGGCAUCAGCACGGUGGUGUUCGGUCUGCUCGACUACAUCAGCCAGCCCGUUCCGUUCCUGGCCUGGUCUCUGAUAACUCGUGUCGCCGAGGCCGUUGGAACUUCGGCUGCUCAGACUUCAGCGCGAACCAUCAUCAUCAACCAGUUCCCGGAGCGGGUCAACCUGGCCAUUAGCAUUGAGGAGUUCAUGAUGGGUGCUGGCCUGUGCUUGGGACCAGCCCUUGGCGGCGCCCUGUACGCGGCCGGCGGCUAUGGGUUGCCGAACUACGCACUUGGAGCGCUGUUCUUCUUCACUGCCGCUGCCAGCCCGGCCGUGAUGCCAACAGUGACGGACCACUCGACCGAGGGAAGCGAGAAAG